AGAUAAAAUGAACAGACCGAUUUAUAUUGUUGAUCCUUACAAAAAUUAGCAAAUUUAGUGCGUCCAAUCAACAGUUACAAUUUUGGAUUUAUGUAGCUAAGAGAAGAGAGAACAUAGAGAGAAAGACAAAACAUUAAUUUCAUCUGACACAUAUGCAACAUGUAUACGAUGUAAAGCCCGGUCCAGAAUAGUUGCAAGCACACCCAGUUGCAAGUUGCGAAAAAUGGCAACUACUAGUUACAAAGUGUUAUUUUUGGGGUCGUAAGGUAGUUGCGGUUGCUAAAAGAGAGUUACCCAAUUUUUAACUUCUUGGCGAUGACAACCGGCGAUCGUAACUAUCUCUUACAACCAAAAAUAACACCGAAAAUAACUAGUAGUUGCCAUCCUUCGCAACUCGCAACUGGAUGUUUGCAACCUAUUCUAGACCGGGUUUAAUGGUCAACAGCGUUUACAAAACAAAACUUGAGACUUCAAACAUAUAUCGAUUUGUUUUCUAAAUUAGGAAAUGUCAUAUAUGAAAGCUUAAUAUAUUGUUAUUUUUGCUAAGUACCAUUUUUAAAUUAUGCUGUGCAAGUCAUGGUAUAUAGGAAAUUAUAUAAAUAGCAUCUAAAAGUUGACAUUAUAAACGUUCAAGGACAAAUGGCAGAGAUGAAUAGUGAAGGCAGUAUAUAUAACUCAAUAAUUAUCUAUUGUGAAGAAUAUGCAGGAAGAUGGCAAACAUUGUUACAACAUCCUAAUGUUCUUCGACUUAAGGAGCAGUUUGCUCGCAAUCCAUUUUUGCAAGUAGCUGUCACUAUUAUGAUAGCAUCACUAUUGACCCCUGUUCUUCUCUUUAUUAUACUUUCUAUUGCCAGUGCUAUAUUUGCAUUUAUUGGUUUUAUGAUGAUUCAAGUAACGGUAUUGGCAAUUGGUGCAAGUAUCUUAAGCUGCAUUCUUUUCUGCAUUGCAAGUACUUUUGCAAUGAUAGGAUUAUGUACCCUUUCUAUCUAUUAUUCAUUAUAUUAUGCAAGUCAUGCAUUUAAUCUUUUAAGUUCGCAAUGAAGCCAGUAAUAGUCAUGUACAGAAUAUUACAUUCUGAAGCCUAUUUUAUAUGAUCUUUAAAUACUUUCUACAUGAAACCAUAUACAUAAAAUAAAAAACAUAUAUACAUAUAAAGAUAUACGUAAUGUCAGAAAUAAGUGUCACAAAUAAUAUUCAUAUCAUAUAAAGCAGGCUUUAUGAGAAUAAAGAAUUAUAUAUAAUACUUGACUAGUGAUUUAGCACAAAUUAUUUUAUUAUAGAUAAAUCAUGUUUAAUAAACUUUGUUUAAUUACAAUAUA
Harpegnathos saltator (Jerdon's jumping ant) is the source of this 1319-nucleotide messenger RNA. RefSeq lists its product as uncharacterized. The record is from RefSeq and is a predicted model, not a curated record. The coding region runs from base 640 to 1041 and encodes 133 amino acids. Lineage: Eukaryota; Metazoa; Arthropoda; Insecta; Hymenoptera; Formicidae. The transcript is spliced from 4 exons.